This is a messenger RNA of Physella acuta, 3126 nucleotides long. RefSeq lists its product as uncharacterized. Lineage: Eukaryota; Metazoa; Mollusca; Gastropoda; Physidae. Gene Ontology annotation, molecular function: ubiquitin-protein transferase activity; zinc ion binding. The record is from RefSeq and is a predicted model, not a curated record. Gene Ontology annotation, biological process: protein ubiquitination.
UGAAAUAAAUGUUAGCAGGGUAGAAAUUUCUCGGCACUUUAAACUUGUAGGUUCGUUUAUUCUUAACCAGUGAGUGCAGGUAUUGAUCUACAUUGCAAGAACGUAAAUUUAAAAAAAAUGGUGCUUAAAAAGUCGAACUCUCGACUGAAUUCUGGAGCAACCCAAAGAGUGUCCAGAGGUGGCGUUAUUUUCGCUGAACCAAUAACUAUGACCAUGGAGAAUGUGAUCGCCUUUACAGUACCACCUAUACAGCCAAAAAAUGAAAAACUAGAAGAGAAUGUAUCGAAAUGUUUGGAGAAAAUAUGGAACUAUAUUCAAUGGGAGGGACCCGGUCUGCCACGAAUUCAGAUUUCAAAUUAUAAUAGCGCUGUUUUCUACACAUUGAAUAAAGACAAAAGAUGGCUCCUGCCAGCUAGGAUAGACACCAUGAUGUCAGACAUUGACUUUCUACAGAAAAUUCCCGAAUAUUUCAAUUUAAGGAUGGUCAAGAGGAAAGACAUUCCAAACAGAAGCUAUAGAAAACCCCAUUUAUCUGAAACAAAGGAUGCUUUUAAAAUACUUGCACAGCGCGCCCAAGAGGGAGUAGGAAAUCAGGAGAAAAAAUCUAGAAAGAGACUUACAUACCAUGGACGAGGUGUCCAAAGACCCCACGAGUACCAAAGGAAACCUCACAAAGAACGAAACCGAGUUCAUACGCCAUUUCCCGAUAACGUGAAGGCUGAACUUGAUAUCGGAGUCGUCCUACCCUAUCACGUCGAUGCCAGGAGUGCCUACAACUAUAAUUAUGACCUUAGAUACGGCGGUUAUGGUAAUUUACGCCACAAUCCAAAGUCAUUUUUUAAAACAAAAAGUUACGUCAAUGGACAAAAAGAAUGUUUUAAGGGUUUUACGAAAGCUGACAUGAAAGAAGACACGAUUGAAACUUUAAUGGAACUGCACGGAGAAUGUGAAGAAUACAUGGAUUACUGUGAUACAGACUGUUGUCAUUCUCUCCAUGUAUACUCUAAGGGAUGCAAUAAAGACUUAGCUCAAGAAGUUUAUCUUUGUGAUUUGAUUGUAGACAAUAAAAAGAAAACAAAACGACAAAGGAAAAGGAAAGAAAAGAUAGAUGUGCAAAUGUUUUACAAAGACUGGUGCAACCAACAAAGCGACAAAGUUUUUACAGAAAAAAAUUGGAGGAGUGAACAUAACUUAAAACAAAGUUCUAGACAUAAUCUUCAAGAUGAUCAGCUUAAUCAUUCAUUUGAAAUCAUUUCAUCUGAGGAAGCUGCUUACGAUUUGGACGUAGAACAACCCAAUAAAUCUCAUAGUUUGGUAGAUGAGUUUAACAGUGGCAACGUGCAAUUUGACCUAAGUUUUGUGAAUGUUGACCUGGUGGAAGAAACUUUGUUUUCUUGUGAAAAUGAAUUAGACCAACAGCAACUCAGUGAAAGUGGAGUGGUUGAUGUCUGUCUUGGUAACAGUUAUCCCCCGUGCUUUGUUGUCAAGUUCAGUGGCGAAAACGAUGAGACAAAAGAAUGGUAUCUCGUUGGGAAAAAAUCUGGCCAUCCUAAUUCGUCAUGGCUGAUAUCCAUACAGUGCCAGGACAAUUUAGAAAUAAAUGCCAAAUGUAGACAAAGAAUUUCAGAACAGCUGGGAUGUAGAUUAACGUUUCAAAAUCUAAUCUAUUUAGUUUCUGCUUUGAAAUAUGAUGUUUUUGGCGAACAUUCCUGUUUAACCACAAACAAAAAACUAGGCCAUGCCACUUCUUCAAACUUUAUCUGGCAACUCCUACCACAAACAAGAACCAUUAGUACACACACCACCACAGACGCGGUUUCUCUGUUACAACAGCAACUAGAAUACAAAGGCGACCCUGAACAAUUGUUUCUGACAUCUCUAAUUAAAACCAAAGCGGAGGUAAUCCAGACAAGUGACUGUACCACCUGUUGUCUCCCCUAUACACCUGACAAUCCAGCACUGAUGUUGUCCUGUGGACAUGCAUUCUGUGUGAGCUGCUGGCGUACUCAUCUAUUCUACAACAACAGACAUGGCACCAGUUAUCUACCCUGUAUGAUCACUAACUGCAGUUGCCAAAUGGACCUUGUAACUUUGAAAUCAAUUCUGCCUUUUUCAGUUGUAACUAAAUGGUCGAAUCAAGCAAGAGACAAUUUAAUUGAUUCCAAUCCUAAAUGUAACUGGUGCCCUGAAAAGGACUGCCAAAAAUUUGCUAUUUCCACAUCUUUUCCACUAAAGACACAAUUUGGUUUUCCAGUUAGUUGCGGCUGUUCACACAACUGGUGUGGGAACUGUCAAAAAACACCUCACUGGCCCACAUCAUGUGACCAGAUGUCUGCAUAUAACAAACUUCUGGAGAAAACCGGCGCGCAGUUGAAGUUUGGUCAAGCAGUGUUCAGGAUCAAGUUAAAACACUGCCCUCAAUGUGAGAACCCAAUAGAAAAAAAUGGCGGCUGCCCUUCAAUGGUGUGUAGAGCGUGCUCGUUCAAUUUUUGCUGGCAGUGCUUGCGAGACACACAAACACAUAAUAUCUUCGCCUGCAAGGAUUCGUCUGAAAGCUACAAGACUCACAGUUUAGCAAACGACCUAGUCAGUGACCUUCCAAUAAAAUAUUUCACCACCUGUCUGGAAUUGCACAAAUUCUCUUCACAUAUCAAACUAUUAGAAAAAUGGCUUCAAAAUAUUUUACAAAUGAAGGCGGUCACCGUCAAGUUCCCCACAUCAGUUCUUUGUGUUAGUGACAACAAAAGCAUGUUGGACUUGACCAAAUCAUUAGCUGAAGAAAGUUUUUAUUUCUUAGAACAUGCCUCAACAUUUAUGGAAAUGUUUUACGUUUUGUUGUCUUUCGCAGCAGUAGAUAAAAGAAAGUUUUGUAAAAUAACAGCAGUAAGCCUGCACAAAAUGUCCAGACUAGAGUUUAUAAACAAAAGAUUAGAGAACUAUGUGAUGGGGAAAACUCUGCCACAGAUCAGUAAAUCUGUCAGAUCAAUUGAAAUCCUCUUAAAAGCUGGGGAAAAUGCUAUAUCAGAACUUGUUCAAUUGGCACCACUGUUGCAGAACAUUUCUAAAGAUGUUAAGGCUGAAACUAUAGGAGAAUUAGAGCCAUUAAAAUAUUUAAGAUACAAAUAA